Messenger RNA from Pistacia vera, 1092 nucleotides. RefSeq lists its product as uncharacterized. The transcript is spliced from 3 exons. The record is from RefSeq and is a predicted model, not a curated record. Lineage: Eukaryota; Viridiplantae; Streptophyta; Magnoliopsida; Sapindales; Anacardiaceae. Gene Ontology annotation, molecular function: protein dimerization activity. Bases 1 to 1092 code for a protein of 363 amino acids.
AUGGAACUAUUGAAGUUUCUAUCCAAUCACAAUGACGACAUAAAGAAAGCUGAGUUGGGAAAUGCUUUGAAAAACCAUCAAAUGACGGCCCCCAAAAUCCAGAGGCAACUAACUAGUGUUUGUGCUCAUUUGACGACCAAGAAAAUUAUUGCAGAAAUUGUGAGAGAUAAACAAUCGUUUUCUUUACUAGUUGAUGAAUCUCAUGAUGUGGCAGUAAAAGAACAAAUGACUAUUGUUUUUUGCUAUGUGGAUAAAAUAGGUUGUGUUAUUGAACGUUUUAUUGGGAUUGUGCAUGUUAAGAAUACUUCUGCAAAGUCUUUGAAAAUUGCAAUAGAUGCCUUUUUUGUAAAGUAUGGAUUGAGUUUGACAAGUUUACGGGGCCAAGGUUACGAUGGAGCAAGCAAUAUGAGCAAAGUAUUGGGAAUCACAUAUGACCUGUCACAAGCAUUACAAAGAAAAGAUCAAGAUCUUCUUAAUGCCAUGCAGUUUGUACAAAUUUCGAAGUAUCGAUUGCAUAAAUUGAGAAAUGAAGACACUUGCUUCGACAUAUUGUUGAAAGAAGCUUAUGAUCUGUGUAAAGAUAAUGACAUACCAAUCCCGGAGAACAUGGAACAUAAUUUUGGGAGGACAAAACGGGGGAUUGCCCCAAUUACGAAUAAACAUCAUUUUAAGGUGGAAUUGAUGUACACAAUUUUAGAUAACAUUCAAGAAGAACUCAAUAAUCGUUUUGAUGAAGUAAAUAUGAGGCUACUUCAGUGUAUGGAUGUUAGCACCAACGCCGGUUUCACUCAUGUUGAUGGGAUUGCCGAUCUUGCAAAAAAAAUGGUUGAGUUUAAGAAGGAUGUUGCUUACGACAAAGUUUUCUUGCUUAUUAAAUUAGCAUUGGUUUUGCCCAUGGCUACUGCAACAACUGAAAGGGUGUUCUCUGCAAUGAAUAUUGUUAAGAAUACUUUGCGUAAUCAAAUGGGAGACGAGUGGAUGAACAAUUGCUUAGUAGUUUACAUUGAAAAUGAAGUUUUUGCUACAAUUCAAAAUGAAGAUAUCAUUGAACAUUUUCAGAACAUAAUGAAGCGGAAAAUCGUGUUAAAUUGA